Molecule: messenger RNA, 303 nt
Organism: Micromonas commoda
Lineage: Eukaryota; Viridiplantae; Chlorophyta; Mamiellophyceae; Mamiellales; Mamiellaceae
Exons: 1
Coding region: 1-303 (100 amino acids)
Source: RefSeq, a predicted model, not a curated record
AUGCCGUCCGCGCCCGUCGCCGCGAUCGCGUCGCGCGUCGCGCCCCGCAGACUUCGUCGGAGGCUAUCCGCGGAGUCGACGCCCAGCGCGCGCGCCCCGACGAGGACCGCCCCGGAGGCGACUCCCGUGAACGCGGUCGCGACUGCGAGAGCCUUCAACGCGACGAACGCCGCGCGCGCGUGCGUGCCGCGCGGUAGGUCGCGCUCCGCCUUUGUCCUCGAUCUCAGCAGGACGGUGACCGCGCCGGUCAGACCCGCGCUGCCAAUCAGGGAGGCGGCUCCCCACGCGCCGACGGACUCGUAG